AUAAAUCUUGCAUCUAUUUAAAGAACCUAAUUUAUUACCCCGUCUCUCGAGCAUUCAACAGACAGUUAAUAAUUUUCGCCGUAGAUACUUGAAUUAUUCAGUUAGACAUUGAAUCUGGAUAACAGACAACUGUGAAAAUAGAUAAUGUCCCAGUCAGUGGGUUUUGCGUUACUGGUCUUAGCCGGCAUUACAUGUUCCGUCUCUGCCUGCUCGUGCGUACCUAGGACUGAUGAGCAAAAGUACUGCCAGGAUAAUUUUGCAAUUGUGUUUAAGACCAAGGACAAUGUAACAGUUGAAGGCGAUAUCAGAGUUUAUCAGGUGGAUUUCCUCGCCAUAUAUAGAACUGUGCCAGUUAAAAACUUAGAUACAAGUAAGAUAUAUACCGCUGUUGAAAGCGCCACGUGUGGAGUUACGUUUAUCGCAGAUUCAUACUAUGCUAUCACAGGGUAUUACAAUGUAACAUCUGGCCAGCCUACACGAAUACAAGCCAAUCUCUGUUCGCUAAAUAUGUAUUUUCCUUUUGACCCAAGGCGUAUAAUCGAGCCUCCUGAGUGUGAAACACCAGAUCCCGAGAAAGAAUAUGCUUAAGCUGAAUCGUAGAUGGGCAGCGUUGAAUGACGAAUGCGGAUCUGUUGAAUGACGACUUCUGGUACAACACGCACUUAACAAUUUGCAUUUGAUGAAAAUGAUUUUGUAGCAGAUGAUAUAAGCGAUGUGUUAUGAACAAUCUGGCAAAUAUAUAUAUAUAUAUAUAUAUAUAUAUAUAUAUAUAUAUAUAUAUAUAUAUAUAUAUAUAUAUAUAUAUAUAUAUAUAUAAUACUUAACAAUACGCAAGGGAAAACUAGACACAUAAUGCGAUAUAUACUUAACAACACAUAUACGAAAAAAAAACACGAUAAAUAUCGCAAAGCAAGCGAAAUAUACUUAACAACACCAGUUGAAAUACUAAGCAAAGUACAUAAUAUUUUAUACGUUUCUUAAUUCCAAUGAAACGCAAAUUCUUAUAAUGUGUUCAUCUAGAUUCUGAUAUUCAUGCUUUGGCAUUUCUGUUGAUUAAACUGU
Messenger RNA from Mercenaria mercenaria, 1062 nucleotides. RefSeq lists its product as uncharacterized. Lineage: Eukaryota; Metazoa; Mollusca; Bivalvia; Venerida; Veneridae. The record is from RefSeq and is a predicted model, not a curated record. Bases 145 to 588 code for a protein of 147 amino acids. Gene Ontology annotation, cellular component: extracellular matrix. Gene Ontology annotation, biological process: negative regulation of endopeptidase activity; negative regulation of membrane protein ectodomain proteolysis. The transcript is spliced from 6 exons. Gene Ontology annotation, molecular function: metalloendopeptidase inhibitor activity; protease binding.